Monascus purpureus is the source of this 2832-nucleotide messenger RNA. Lineage: Eukaryota; Fungi; Ascomycota; Eurotiomycetes; Eurotiales; Aspergillaceae. The record is from the annotation of a GenBank genome assembly.
CAGGCAUCAAUUGUCGCUCGGCUACCACGUGCCAAAUGAAAUCCUCAGUAGUAGUAUUCCUUUUAUAUUAAUAUAAAGAUAUUAAUUUUCAACAAUCAAAGGCCUGCUGGCCCAAUGGUAAGGCGCUCGACUACGGAUCGAGAGAUUGCAGGUUCGAAUCCUGCGUAGGUCAAGCAUUUCUUUUUUCUUAUCUGAAAAGUAUUUAUUUUUUAUUUAUUUAUUUAUUAUUAUUUCUCUUCUCGGAUUGCAAUAUAUUGUUUUUAUUCAAAUAAAAUUACCUUAAUAUCAGUCGGGACUCGGAGUCCCGACUGAUAAUCUCCUGCUAGCCGGGAACAGCCUGGACCGGUCACAUGUUCCCGCCGAAGGUUGCUCAGCUUUGUUCAAGUUUACAACUAGCUAUUGAGCCAUCCUAUGACCAAGGAGAUAUGUUUUGCAUCAUGUUGUCAUGAAUCCCGUGAGGGGCUAUCAAUCUAUCCCUGGUCCGUGUUUUCAAUUGAAAUGGCUACAGGUUCGGCAGUGCCAUGAUCGGAUAAGUUGAAGCAGUCUUUGGAACUGACUUUUCUUACCCAGUGCGAAUCUGCGUCUGCGGGGAUGAGGGCACUGGCAAGUCCAGCCUCAUCACCUCGCUUGUCAAGGGUGUCUUCGUGACGAACAAGAUCCAACCUGUCUUGCCGCAGAUCACCAUUCCUCCAACGAUUGGUACUCCAGAAAAUGUAACCACUACAACAAUCGUCGACACCUCUGCCCUCCCCCAAGAGCGGAGCAGCUUGGCCAGAGAGAUUCGGAAGUCCAAUGUGAUAUUACUGGUUUACUCAGAUCACUAUAGCUAUGAAAGGGUGGCUUUGUUUUGGUUACCUUAUUUUCGCUCCUUGGGGGUCAAUGUUCCGGUGGUGCUGUGCGCCAACAAGUCCGAUCUCGCCGCAGACCACAGCGAGACACAAGUCAUUGAGGAUGAAAUGUUGCCGCUGAUGGCCGAGUUCAAAGAAAUCGACUCAUGUAUUCGCACCAGCGCUCGGGAACAUCGAAACGUCAAUGAAUCCUUCUUCCUUUGCCAGAAAGCUGUGACACACCCUAUCGCGCCGCUAUUCGACUCUAAAGAAUCCUCCCUGAAGCCGGCAGCAAUCGCGGCUCUACGACGCAUAUUCUAUCUCAGCGAUAAGGAUAGAGACGGAUAUCUCUCUGAUAAGGAGAUAGAAGAGUUCCAGAUGAGAUGUUUCGGGAAGCCCUUGAGCCAGGAAGAUCUCAUUUACAUCAAAGAAACCAUCCAGAAGGCACUGCCCGAGUCGGUUACUGAGUUUGGCAUUGACUGCCAUGGUUUCCUACAUUUGAAUAAGUUAUAUGCGGAGAAAGGGCGUCACGAGACUGUUUGGAUAAUUUUGCGAGCCUUCCAAUAUACGGAUAAUCUUUCCCUACAGGAGAGUUUUCUCCAUCCGCGAUUCGAUGUUCCACCUUUUGCGUCGGCCGAGCUAUCUCCUGAAGGCUAUCGGUUUUUGGUGAAUCUCUUCCUUCUUUCUGACAAGGACAAUGACGGAGGUUUGAAUGACGCAGAGUUAGCCUCGCUUUUCGCACCAACCCCUGGCUUGCCGGCUUCGUGGACAGAAAACUCAUUCCCGUCAUCCACGGUCCGCAAUGAAGCUGGACAUGUCACCUUGCAAGGCUGGCUUGCUCAGUGGAGCAUGACUACCUUCACAUCACCCAAGACAACUUUGGAGUACCUUGCUUACCUGGGGUUCCAGUCAUCAGACAGAAGUAAUCCGUCCACGACAGCGGCCUUGAAAGUCACCCGCCCCCGAAAGCGGCGAAGACGCCCUGGGAGAGUAGGACGUAAUGUUGUCCUCUGCCAUGUUCUCGGGGCACCGGGUUCGGGCAAGUCGGCCCUUCUCGAUGCGUUUCUCUCACGGGGUUUCAGUACCACUUACCACCCCACGAUCCGACCGCGGACGGCCGUGAAUACAGUCGAGCUUCCUGGCGGCAAACAGUGUUAUCUGAUCCUGGAUGAGCUAGGGGAGUUGGAGCCCGCCAUUUUGGAGAAUCAAUCAAAGCUAUUGGACCAGUGCGACGUCAUUGCCUACACCUAUGAUUCGUCGGAUCCAGACUCCUUCGCGUAUAUCCCUGAACUGCGCUCCAAGUACCCGCAUCUGGAAGAACUCCCGAGCGUGUUCAUCGCUCUCAAGGCCGAUCUGGAUCGAACCACGCAAAGGGCCGAGUAUCAGCCGCAUGAGUACACAGCGGUAUUGGGAAUGCCAGGGCCCCCGCUCCAUGUGAGCGUGACCUGGAAUUCGAUCCAGGAAGUCUUUGUUCAUAUUGCCGAAGCAGCCAUGGAGCCCAGCACGGCAUUUCCGCGCAGCGAGGAAGAUGACGAAGGCAAGUGGAUGGCGUGGGGAAUUGCGCUCGGAGCGGUGGUCUGCGCAGGAGCUGCGGCAGUUAUGAUCUGGCGAAGAGUGAGUGGGAGCGGAAGCUGAGAGGCUGGCGUCGAUUUUGUAAAAUUAAUAGAUACGCAACAAGAUACCCUCGCAAACAUUUCUUGACUGAAGUCCUCAGAUGCUUGAGAAGAUAUACCGUCUAUGUAUGAUAAUACUACCUAUUUCUUGGGAUCAUCUGGUGCGGCAAGGGUUGAAGUUCAGCAGGCAUUGUAGACACAAUGAGGUUGCAAAAAAAGAACACCUUAAUCGUCUCAUUUCCUCUUUGCAGAUGGCUGAAUUGCGGAGCGAGAGAAGAUUAGCGUAUUCCCAGUGAUUAUGAUAUACGAUGGAUUAUUAUCCUCUCCACCCAAGAUUAAUCCGCUUUGACCUCCACGACUCUAGUACUCCGGGGUAAUUAAUUAGCUCUUUU